Molecule: messenger RNA, 185 nt
Organism: Strongylus vulgaris
Lineage: Eukaryota; Metazoa; Nematoda; Chromadorea; Rhabditida; Strongylidae
Source: the annotation of a GenBank genome assembly
AUGACAUCGGCAGGACACAUACAACGAGUCGGCGACGCUAGUACGGGAGAAGAAUUAAAGAGUGAGAUGAAGACGAAGAAGGUUCAAAGAAUGACAUCGGCAGGACACAUACAACGAGUCGGUGACGCUAGUAUGGGAGAAGAAUUAAAGGCUGAGAUGAAGACGAAGAAGGUUCAAAGGUAACU